Molecule: messenger RNA, 908 nt
Organism: Diversispora eburnea
Lineage: Eukaryota; Fungi; Glomeromycota; Glomeromycetes; Diversisporales; Diversisporaceae
Source: the annotation of a GenBank genome assembly
AAUUCCAUAUGAGUAUAAAUGGACUUUGGAUAAGAGAAGAAUACUUGCUUCAACUAUUUCCUGAAGGAACCGUAGAGGGAUAUAGAAAAGAAGAAAAAGAGAAGAGAAGUAUUCAUCGAUCGCAAAGAGAUCCAUUAAUAAAUGACGAAGAAGCUUCAUCCAGAGUUUUUGUUGAAGUGAUUCCAACAAAUUUGAAAGUAAUUUUUGCAGCUUUAUAUGGAAUAUAUUAUAAUGAUACGGAAUAUAAUUAUCUUCAACAUUUAAAACCUAUUGGUGUAAAUAAUGGAGGAGGAUCAUCAAAAAUAAAUUUAAUAAAAAAUAAAAAAGAUCGAAAAGUGAAAAUAGUUUUACCAGAAGAAGUUUUACCAUCAAAAGAUGAAAUACCAUUCGAUCAACUUGAUUUCUCUAGUUUUCCAGAGGGAUUUCAGCCUGAUAUGGACCCAAGACUUCGAGAAACACUUGAAGCUUUAGAAGAUGAUGAAUAUGUAGAAGAUGAUAUAGAUGAUUAUUUUGAGAAACUUAAUAAUAAAGAGAAAGAUGAUGACGAUGAAAAUGAUAAAAGGUCAAGAACAACAGGAUAUUCUUUAACUAGUUCUAUAAUGUUUAGAAAUGAAAAGUUAAGAUUGUUAGAUGAUCAAUUUGAAAAGGUUGAAAAAGAAUAUAUAGAUAAAUUGAUAGAAAUUGAAAGUGAACAAAGUAUUAAAAGUCGACAACCUUGGGAUUGUGAAUCCAUUUUGACUGCAAGAUCAAAAAAUGAAUCAAAAGAAGAAAAGAAAAAACGUAAAGAAGAUAUUAAGAAGGAAAGAAAGAAAUCUCUUAAGCAAGCGUUCACCAAGGAACGUACAAAACAAACUAAAAUUUCAGAAAAUUUUCAGAAAAAUUUUGUUGGUGCAAUUCAUUUGGAAUAA